GUAUGGAAUGGGGAUUCUGUAAAAAGCCAGAAAACUCUGAAUUAACCAAAUUUCAAACUUUUGUCCCCAUUCUCAAAUUUCCGGAGAAUUCACGGCCCAAUAUUGUUUGUUGCCUUUUCGUAUCGAUUCAAUUGUUUCAAAUUCAACCAAUUCCAUCUAAACAGUGGAUUUGAGCUGAGAUUCAAGGAGUUUGCAGACGGAUAAAGGAGUAGAUUUGAAGCUACAAAGAGUUGAAAACCGUUAAUUUGAUCCUCUCCUUCUUCCCAAUUAUUGGAGGGUCUAGAAUGGAAGUCAUGAGCAAGUUCUUAAUUGCAUCGAUACUUAUGUGGACAGUGCCUAUUGCAGUUUUGUAUGGGUUCAACAAUAAUUUAUUCCCUGGUUCAGCUAGCUUGUCCCAGGAAUCCCUGACACUGUGGAGUGGAAUCCUUGCAGUGAUCUCUGUAAACGUGGUUAUCAUACUCUACAUCAUCUCAGCCAUGAAAGAGCCCUCCUCAGACAAACACGAGCCGGAUCCUAGAUUCUUAGCAGAUGCAAAGGCUAGCAUAAAGCAGCAGCCAGGAACAACUGAAGACGAUUCAUCAUCAGACCGUGCAAAACAAGAGUAGCUGGUGUUAGCUGAGUAGGAGGUAAUUUCAGCUCUGGUUUUCUGAAAGGCAACGAACGUAUAAUGAGCAGGAUCCCCAUAUAGUAGAGCACAGAGAUUAUCGAUAGGUUUGAGUUUGACCUGCUUCACUUCCAUGAUUAGAGUUUGUGUAUGAGCCAAGAAGUCUUGAGUUUUUUGUCUUGAUUUGCCUUGGCCAAUAUCUUUUGAUUUUUUCUCUCUAAAGCUUUUUCUUUUUUAUUAAUGGAUAUGGAAUUCAAUUACCACUCAGCAUUUUUGUAGUUGAUAUUUAUCAAAGUUGAUGAGCAUAUUGGGCUUUCAUUCCUUUA
This is a messenger RNA of Salvia splendens (bonfire salvia), 930 nucleotides long. RefSeq lists its product as uncharacterized. Gene Ontology annotation, biological process: vacuolar proton-transporting V-type ATPase complex assembly. Lineage: Eukaryota; Viridiplantae; Streptophyta; Magnoliopsida; Lamiales; Lamiaceae. The coding region runs from base 285 to 605 and encodes 106 amino acids. The transcript is spliced from 3 exons. Gene Ontology annotation, cellular component: endoplasmic reticulum membrane. The record is from RefSeq and is a predicted model, not a curated record.